CGCCAGUUGUCUUAAAUAUUUUUCUAUAAAAGUUCGUUGAGAGUUGCAAAACGGUAUUAAUUUUAGCGACACACCCACAGCUACAACAUGAAGAUCUUCCUUUGUCUGAUGGCAAUUUGCUCGGUAGCCAAUGCUGGUUUCUUAUUCGGCGGGGGUUUUGGUGGUAACGGGGCCAGUGGUGGUGGCUGGAGCAAUGGUGGAGGCUGGAACAAUGGCGGCGGUUCCGGUGGAUGGUCAAAUGGUGGAGGAGCAUCUGCAGGACCUAUAACUAUUCUAAAGAUUAUAUCUGAAGUACCUGCUACUGGUGGAUCCAAUGGCGGCGGCUGGUCUAAUGGUGGUGGUUGGUCGAAUGGCGGUGGUUGGUCCAGUGGCGGUAGUGGUGGAGGCGGAGGUGGAUAUGGUGGUGGCGGCGGAUAUGGAGGUGGCUAUGGUGGAGGCGGUGGUUACGGAGGCGGCGGUGGCGGUGGUUAUGGAGGAGGUGGUGGUGGCGGCGGAGGCCUCACUAUAAUUAAAGUCAUCUCAGAAGGCGGUGCUGGAGGCGGCGGAUAUGGCGGUGGUCAUGGAGGAGGUUUUGGUGGUGGCCAUGGAGGUGGUUUUGGUGGAGGCCAUGGAGGUGGUUUUGGCGGAGGCCAUGGAGGUGGAUUUGGCGGUGGUUUUGGUGGAGGCCAUGGAGGCGGCUAUGGAGGUGGUCAUGGAGGAGGCUAUGGUGGCGGCUCUGCUGGAGGCAUCUCCAUUAUUAAGAUUAUCUCUGGAGGAGGUGGCCCAUGGGCAAAAUCGUAAAUGUUAAAAAUCUGUGAAAAAAUAGUAAAUAUAGUCACGUUAAUUGUUAAAAAUAA
Musca domestica (house fly) is the source of this 836-nucleotide messenger RNA. RefSeq lists its product as uncharacterized. The coding region runs from base 88 to 780 and encodes 230 amino acids. The record is from RefSeq and is a predicted model, not a curated record. NCBI's taxonomy places the organism in Eukaryota, Metazoa, Arthropoda, Insecta, Diptera, Muscidae. The transcript has 3 exons.